CUCCACCAGCACAACUCGCCGCCGCCGCCCCAUCUCCAUCUCCAUCCUCGAGCACCAUUCCAAGAAUAGCAGCCGCAUCCGGCGAGCUUAACCGGCGACAGCAACCCAUGGCCCUCCGCGCGCUCGACAACACGAUGCCCGCCGCCGUCGAGGAGCGGCCCAAGAAGGUCGCUAAGGUGGCCGCCCCCGCCGCGGCCGCCGCCGUCAAGGACGCCUCCCCCGGGAGCGGCAAGAAGAAGAAGAAGAACGACGAGAACUCGGCGCCCAGGGCCACGGCCGCGGCGGGCGAGCAGGCCGUGGAGUACAUCCCGUCGGAGGAGCUGGAGGCGGCGGCGCACCCAAAGGCCAAGGCCGCGGGGCUGGUCGCGGAGCUGGACUCCAAGGACUGGAUCCGGGCGUGCGAGGCGCUCAACGACGCGCGCCGCCUCGCGAUCCACCACUCCGCGCUCCUGAACCCGAUCCUGGGGAAGGUGAUGCUGGCGAUCGUGAAGACGAUGAAGAACCCGCGCAGCGCGGUGCUCAAGACAUCCAUCAUGGCCUGCACCGACAUCUUCAACUCCUUCGGCAACCUCCUCUCCUCCGUCUCCGACGACGCCUUCGACAAGCUGCUGCUCCAGCUCCUGCUGAAGGCGUCCCAGGACAAGCGGUUCGUGUGCGAGGAGGCCGAGAAGGCGAUGCGCGCGAUGGCGGCGUCGAUGCCUCCGCUGCCCCUGCUGAAGAAGCUCAAGGCGUACGUCCACCACGGCAACCUCAGGGUCAGGGCCAAGGCCGCCGUCGCCAUCUCCCACUGCGCCGCCAGGAUGGAUAUCGAGGCGAUGAAGGAGUUCGGGAUGUCGGCGCUCCUCCAGGUGGCGGCGGAGCUGCUGAACGACCGGCUGCCGGAGGCCAGGGAGGCCGCCCGCAGCGUGGUGGGGUCGAUGCACGGCGCCUUCGCCAAGGAGGCCGCAGCGAAGGGGAAGGAGGAGGAGGACGCACCCUCCGUGGCCGCCUCCUGGGAGAGCCUCUGCUCGCUCAGCCUGCCGCCCAUCUCCGCGCAGGCCGUCGCCAAGAUCGCCGCCCCGCAGUAUGUUCACUUCACUGGGCUCAUCCAGCAAGCCUCGAUUGCUUCAAGGAAUCGGGAUCCUCCUCCUCUUAUCCAACAUAUCCGGGCCCCCGUCUGCGUCACGGAGCUUUCGGCCACUUCUACUACUUGCACGGGGGCCGCUGCCAGGCCCUGUUGGACGCGGGGAUCCAUGGACGGAGGCCAGAAGGUUGAGCAGCUGCACGGCGAUGUCGCCGAGGAGGAUCCUGGCCGCCGGCAGCGUUCUAUGGUGGAUGAAGCCGACGGCGACGAGAAGGCGCCUCGCCGGAGCAAGCGGGUUGCUUCCCUCGACGUGUUCCGCGGCCUCACCGUCGCUCUGAUGAUACUGGUGGACGGCGCCGGUGGCGAGUGGCCGGUCAUCGGGCACGCGCCAUGGAACGGCUGCAACCUCGCCGACUUCGUCAUGCCCUUCUUCCUCUUCAUCGUCGGCAUGGCCAUUCCCCUCUCCCUCAAGAGAAUUCCUGACCGUGGUCGAGCUGUGAGGAGAGUAGUUAUCAGGACACUGAAGCUGCUCUUUUGGGGGAUCCUGUUGCAAGGCGGUUACUCUCAUGCUCCGGAUAAACUGACAUAUGGAGUUGACAUAAAGCACGUAAGAUGGGGUGGUAUUCUCCAGAGGAUUGCUCUUGCAUACUUGGUAGUUGCAGUUCUAGAGAUUGUUACAAAAGAUGCAAAGAUUCAGGAUCGGUCAAGUUCGGGCUUCUCUAUCUUCAGAAUGUACUUUUCCCAAUGGAUUGUUGCAUGCUGCAUUCUAGUGAUCUACCUGUCCCUUAUUUAUGGGAUUUAUGUUCCUGACUGGGAAUUCAGAGUGCAAAAUGCUGACAGCCCAGACUAUGGCAAAGUUUUAACGGUGACGUGUGGUACAAGGGGGAAAUUAAAUCCCCCUUGCAAUUCUGUGGGUUACAUUGACCGCAAAAUCCUUGGCAUCAAUCACAUGUACCAGAAACCAGCAUGGAGAAGGCACUGGGCCUGUACUGAUAAUUCCCCACAUGAGGGACCUUUUAAGAACGACGCCCCGGCAUGGUGUGCUGCGCCAUUCGAACCUGAAGGGAUACUAAGCUCAUUUUCUGCGGUGCUGAGUACGAUCAUCGGCGUGCACUAUGGGCAUGUGCUUGUCCAUAUGAAGAGUCAUACAGACAGGCUGAGGCAGUGGGUUACAAUGGGCAUAGCUCUUCUUGUUCUUGGGAUCAUUCUACAUUUUUCACAUGCAAUUCAGCUUAACAAGCAGCUCUACACAUUCAGUUACAUCUGCGUCACCGCCGGCGCUGCUGGAAUCGUGUUCUCCUUACUCUACUUCCUGGUCGACAUCCUGAACCUGCGCUACGCCUUCGCACCCCUGCAAUGGAUCGGCAUGAACGCGAUGCUGGUGUAUGUGAUGGCCGCGGAGGGCAUCUUCGAGGGGUUCCUCAACGGGUGGUACUACGAGGGCACCAACAACACGCUGGUUUACUGGGUGAGGAAGCACGUGUUCGUGAAGGUGUGGCACUCCACCAGGGUCGGCAUCCUCCUCUACGUCCUCUUCGCGCAGAUCCUCUUCUGGGCUCUCGUCUCCGGCGUCCUCCACCGCGCUGGCCUCUACUGGAAGCUCUAGCGAGGAUCAAACAGUUUUACUGUACAGACAUUGUGCUUCCAUUUGUUCAGAAUUUUGCGAAUCAGAUAUGAAUUGCAGCUCGCAGGUCCUGAAUUUGACACUA
Molecule: messenger RNA, 2772 nt
Organism: Panicum hallii
Lineage: Eukaryota; Viridiplantae; Streptophyta; Magnoliopsida; Poales; Poaceae
Exons: 18
Coding region: 108-2669 (853 amino acids)
Source: RefSeq, a predicted model, not a curated record